Molecule: messenger RNA, 537 nt
Organism: Dissoconium aciculare CBS 342.82
Lineage: Eukaryota; Fungi; Ascomycota; Dothideomycetes; Mycosphaerellales; Dissoconiaceae
Exons: 2
Coding region: 1-537 (178 amino acids)
Molecular function (GO): protein binding; zinc ion binding
Source: RefSeq, a predicted model, not a curated record
AUGUCGUCCAACGAAAUUUCUGAUAUUGUCGCUGCUACGAGAUCCCGCUCCUCCUCCGCCUCUGAAUCUGAGACGGAAGCGAAGAUGCAGAUUUUCAUCAAGCCAAUCACUGGCGAGACCUUCUCACUCAGCAUUCCUGCCUCGACUCCCAUCGGAACGCUUCGUACUCUUCUGGCGCUUCGCACCAACACACCCGAGAAGACCCUCCGCAUCCUCCAUGACAGCAAACAGCUCUCGACGCUCAGCGAGACCCUCGAGUCAUAUAAGGUCACGGCCGGCAGCACACUUCAAAUGGCGCUUCCGCCGCCAGCGCCCGCCUCCACCUCCAAGCGUCCGCGAUGCAACUUCAAGGAUUGCCGAGAUGCCGCCCAACGCAUAGUCGGUGACUGUGGGUUCUGCGCGGGAAAAUUCUGCCCCAAACACCGCAUGCUUGAGGCCCACAUGUGCCCCAAGCUUGCUGCAUGCAAGGCGGAAGAGAAGGAGCGGAACCGGGAGAAGCUCGAAAGCGAGCGCACAUACGCCAUCCGUGGACUAUGA